Eremothecium cymbalariae DBVPG#7215 is the source of this 1362-nucleotide messenger RNA. RefSeq names its product Rax1p (gene RAX1). NCBI's taxonomy places the organism in Eukaryota, Fungi, Ascomycota, Saccharomycetes, Saccharomycetales, Saccharomycetaceae. Bases 1 to 1362 code for a protein of 453 amino acids. The transcript has a single exon. The record is from RefSeq and is a predicted model, not a curated record. Gene Ontology annotation, biological process: intracellular protein localization. Gene Ontology annotation, cellular component: plasma membrane.
AUGGAGACGGAAGAGAGAAGGUUCCAAUCGGAGCGGUUACCUACUUUGUAUGAGGUUUUGACUAACCAGACAGCCGCACCUGUUGAUUCGUGGUCAUUUUAUACGUUUUUGUUUCAGUAUCCUGGGGCUUUGAAUUAUAUGGACUUUUGGGUGGAUGUGAUGGCACAUUUGAGGCUUUGUAAGGACUAUGUGAGGGGGAUUCGGGAGUCUAUGUUGUUAUUGGAGGUUGAGGAGCAACAGCAGCAGCAGAAACACCGGCAGAAGCGGCAUAGCCAGGUGUCGGCGGCCGGGUCAGACGCGGCGGCGGAUAAUAAUAACAACAAUAGAAUGAGUGUUUCCAGCUCGUUAUUAUUGGAUGCCUUAUUGAAUGAUGGGUAUUUGGACUACCAUGAUAAUAAGCGGAUCAGUCAGUUUUUGAAGGGGGAGGCAGAUUCAGAUAGAUUUUCGCAGUUGUUGGAGAACUUGCCUCAUGGGGCUGAGGGAGGAGAAGGUAACAAUAAAGGAUAUGACGGUGAGGAGCCUGGGCACGGUGACUACGCUACGGCGGAGGAUGCACACUUGUCAGUAAUGCUAGAUGAGUAUUUAGUGCGUCAGAUGAAGGAAUCUCAGCGGCCCAAGCUUACUACCAAACAGUUGAUCGCUAGUGCAAAUGCGAUCGUCGAUAGGUAUUUGGUGGCUAAGGAUAACAUGCGUUCCGAGAGACUGCUUACGAGCGUUCCUGAACACAUGCGGCUCGAAGUCAUUAAUAUGGUCAAGGGUGAGCAGCGAUAUGAUCCCGAUGUGUUUGAACCCCUCAAAAUAAUAUCUUUCCAGUUUUUGGAGAUCUAUUGCUUCCCCAAAUUUCUUUCGUCUGUGGCCUUGCACAACUUGCACUACGAUGUCUCACUUACGCAGAAAACAAGGACCUCGCCUUACUCUCAGUGCACCACCUUAUCGAGGGUGGCUACAGGAUUCUUCUUCUGGGGUAUUGGCUUCUGGGUUGGAUACACCUUAAUAUUCCUCGAUUACAACCGUAAAGUCCGUACUGUUACUCUGCUGCCAUUCUUCGUUGGAUGCUACUACAUCGUGUGCGGAAUCUACCACCUUGAUAUCAUUUACGCCAUUUGUGGCGUCACGCAAACUCUGGUGUCUCCAAGAAGAUUUGCAGAACCAGAAUUGGGCCUUAAAAAGUCGAAGACAAACUCCGCAAAAGUGCCUUUGCUUUUCAGCCUCUUGGGAGGCAGAAAUAGACUAACCAAGGUAAGGCAUCCGUUCGUUUUAAACAUCAUGCGCAAACGUGCUUUGUGGUGUCUCUUCCUAGUCCUCGUGACUACCGCUGUCUUGACCACUAUUUUCACAGCUGUGCCAUCUACUAGAUUAUGA